ACUUUUCACCUUUUUGGUCAUCUCUCUCUCUAUCUGUCUGCAUAUAGAUAAACCUAGCUAGCUAUAAUUAUAAGCUGUUCAUCUGAUCUUUGCUACCUUUUGCCAAAAUUAAACAUGAGCAGCAAUCAUCCUUACUCAUCAUCCACUUACUUCAAUGGAUCUGCUUGGUUCAAUCUUAACCCUAACCCUAAUAUUAAUACUAACUACUAUCACCACUAUUUCUCAUCUCAUCCACCACUUUCUUCUUAUUAUUCAUCAUCUGCUGCUAGCUUCACUACUAAUUAUCAGUUACCAUCAUCUGCACCACCUUCACCACCACUUAGAGAAGCUUUACCUCUCUUGACUUCAAGUCCAUCAAGAACAACACCAAUAAUCAACUUAAAUCUUGAAUACUACCCUGAUGAUCAUCAGGAUACAACUAAUGAUGCAUCUAGUACAAACACCAUGGAGCUAGAGCUAGAUCAUCUCAAAACCAAAACUAAUAAUAAUACUGGUCAUGGUCAUGAUGAUGAGCAUGAAAGUGUGACUGUGGCUUUACAUCUUGGCCUACCAAACACUAGUAGUAGCUUUUCAGAAGCUGAUCUUAUUCCAAGGCUAUCUACAAAUUCUAAUAAUAUUUCAGAAACUACUGAUCAUAAUAAGAAACAAGUUGAAGGAGAAGAAGAAGAGGAGGAGGAGGAGGAAGAAGGUACAAAUAAUAAUGGGUAUCUUACAAGCUCACUCAACAAGGGACAGUAUUGGAUCCCAACUCCAGCACAGAUUCUGAUUGGACCAACUCAGUUUUCUUGCCCUCUUUGCUUUAAAACCUUCAAUAGAUACAAUAACAUGCAGAUGCAUAUGUGGGGGCAUGGAUCUCAAUACAGAAGAGGCCCGGAAUCUCUACGCGGAACACAGCCAACAGCGAUGCUAAGGCUACCAUGCUACUGCUGUGCACCAGGGUGUCGAAACAACAUCGACCACCCUCGUGCCAAACCACUAAAGGAUUUCAGAACCCUUCAAACCCAUUACAAAAGGAAGCACGGGAUCAAGCCGUUUAUGUGCAGGAAAUGCGGCAAGGCGUUUGCGGUGAGAGGAGACUGGCGAACCCACGAGAAGAAUUGCGGGAAGCUUUGGUAUUGUAGCUGUGGAUCGGAUUUCAAACACAAGAGGUCUUUGAAGGAUCAUAUAAAGGCAUUUGGGAAUGGUCAUGCAGCUUACGGAAUCGAUGAUUGUUGCUUUGAAUUAGAGGAGGAAGAAGCUGCUUCUGAGAUCGAACAAGAUAACGAAUCAUCGCAUUGUGAUAAUUAAUCGAUCAUCAAAAGUACGUUGUCACUAUAAGCUAUGCUAGCUAGCUAGCUACUGUUUUUGAGAUAUAUCUUAUCAUCAAGAAGGACCCUCUUUGAUUUUCUAGCAUGUUCACUUUUUAUUUUAUUUUUUUCUAUAUGUAUCUUUUUUACUUAAUUGCUCUUGUUUAGGUUUUUUCUUUAUAAAUUUAAGCGACUUUAUAUCAAGAUGAUUUGUAUAUUCUUUUUCAAGUUCUAAUUUAAGUCUUAUCUUAAUUUCUCUUUA
This is a messenger RNA of Erigeron canadensis, 1548 nucleotides long. Its product is annotated as zinc finger protein WIP2-like. The record is from RefSeq and is a predicted model, not a curated record. Gene Ontology annotation, cellular component: nucleus. Lineage: Eukaryota; Viridiplantae; Streptophyta; Magnoliopsida; Asterales; Asteraceae. Bases 115 to 1287 code for a protein of 390 amino acids. Gene Ontology annotation, molecular function: DNA-binding transcription factor activity. Gene Ontology annotation, biological process: regulation of gene expression; anatomical structure development. The transcript has 2 exons.